This is a messenger RNA of Malus domestica (apple), 4200 nucleotides long. Lineage: Eukaryota; Viridiplantae; Streptophyta; Magnoliopsida; Rosales; Rosaceae. The record is from RefSeq and is a predicted model, not a curated record.
AUGGUGAGUAAACAUAUCUUUCCAGAUGUGUGCACCUUCAGUGUUUUGGUUGAUACAUUUUGUAAAGAGGGGAUGGUCCAGGAAGCAAGGAGCGUGGUCGAAAUGAUGACGCAAAGGAAUAUAGCACCCGAUACAAUUACGUACACUUCACUUAUAGAUGGUUACUGUUUGCGAGGAGAAAUGGACGAGGCUAAAAAGGUUUUUGAAAUAAUGCUUAGCAAAGGCUGCAUGGUUGAUGCUCGUAGCUAUAACGUAUUGAUAAACGGCUAUUGUAAGCGUAAAAGGAUAGAUGAUGCUCAGAUGAUUCUUCUGGAAAUGUCUCAUAAGGGUGUUGUUCCAGAUACGGUUACUUAUAGUACUCUUAUUGAUGGGUUUUGCAAGAUGGGGAGAACACAAGAUGCACAAAACUUGUUCUCUCAAAUGCAAGCUUGUGGCCAACUUCCAGACAUUCAAACUUAUUCUAUUUUAUUGCAUGGCAUGUGUGCAAACCAACAAUUUUCCAAGGCAGCUGAAUUGUUGGAAGAGAUGGAGGGAAAGAAGUUGGAUUUUGGUAUUGUAACUUACAAUAUUCUUAUUGAAGGUUUGUGCAAAGCUGAAAAAGUUGAAUAUGCAUGGGAUCUCUUCCGUCGUUUAUCAUCAAAAGGAAUUCAACCUAAUGUCAGGACAUAUACUAUAAUGAUCAGUGGAUUUUGUAAUGGCGGACUUACAUGUGAAGCAGAAAACUUGCUUAGAGAAAUGGAAGAGAGAGAUUGUUCUCCAAAUGAUUUCACGUACAACACAAUUAUCCGUGGGUUAUUCAAUAACAACGAGACAUCAAAGUCUGUGAGGCUUAUUCAAGAAAUGGUGGAGAGGGGUUUUUCUGCAGAUGCAUCAACUACGGAUUUUGACGAGUUUGGCUGCAUCCUUCCCUUGAAUGCUGCAUUGGAGGGAGUUGUUCCUGUGCUGAGUCCAGUUCAAGGAGCCAUUCAUGCAUCGCCUGAAAUAUUGAAAGAAGAGAAGGCCAUCUCUCAGUAUACAGAAGCCAAUUUACACAUUUUCAAGCAUUCAGGCAAGGAAGAGUAUUGUGAAGCUUCUUUUCAGACGCAUAAUUGUGCAAUCCCCAGUGCUAGAUCAUCGAUCGCUGAAGAUGAUGCGGGCAACGAUUGCUGCUGCUGCUUCUUUGAAGGUUGGUUAUGGCAGCAGAAGCAGCACCACCAGACUGAAACUCAAACUCAGAGGUAUGCUGCCUUGUCUCUUCAAUCUUCUUCUGUUGUUGUUUUCUUCAACAAUUACUUGGCUUUCUUUCACUCUCGAAACACCCAACACCACCAGCUUGUGAAAAUCACCAAUGUUGAGGAUGCUCUCAAUAUGUUCGACGAAAUGCUUCAAAGGCGUCCUCUGCCUUCCGUUGUCCUUUUCACUCAAGUGUUGGCUCAACUUGUCAAGUUGAAGCAUUACUCGACAGUCAUCUCCUUGAAUAACCAAAUGGUUGUGUCAGGAAUUCGUCCUAAUGUUUAUACCUUACACAUUAUCAUGAAUUGCUUUUGCCAUAUGCACCAAAUGGGGUUUAGCUUGUCUAUUUUGGGAAAAUUCUUCAAAUUUGGUUUUGAACCUGAUGUCGCAACCAUCAACACUCUAAUCAACGGCUUUCUUCUUGAGGAUAGAGAGUCUAAGGCAGCAGCACUUUUCAACAAAAUGAUGGAGGGAGGUAAUUGCAAGCCGAAUGCGGUUACUUUCGGUACCCUAGUAAAGGGCCUUUGCGCGAAAGGUAACAACACUGCAGCAAUCCAGUUGCUUAAGAAGAUGGAUGAAAGAGGUUGCAAGCCUGACGUAGUUGUCUAUAGCACGAUCAUCGACAGUCUUUGCAAGGAUACUCAAGUUGUUGAUGCAUGGAAGCUCUUCUCAGAAAUGACGAGCAAGGGUAUUGCCCCAAAUGUCAUUACCUACUCUUUGGUUCAUGGAGUUUGCAAAUUAGGAAAUUGGAAAGAAGCUACAAGAUUGUUGAAUGAAAUGGUGAGUAAACAUAUCUUUCCAGAUGUGUGCACCUUCAGUGUUUUGGUUGAUACAUUUUGUAAAGAGGGGAUGGUCCAGGAAGCAAGGAGCGUGGUCGAAAUGAUGACGCAAAGGAAUAUAGCACCCGAUACAAUUACUUACAAUUCGCUUAUAGAUGGUUACUGUUUGCGAGGAGAAAUGGACGAGGCGAAAAAGGUUUUUGAAAUAAUGCUUAGCAAAGGGUGCAUGGUCGAUGCUCAUACUUAUAGCAUAUUGAUAAAUGGCUAUUGUAAGCAUAAAAGGAUAGAUGAUGCUCGGAUGAUUUUUCUGGAAAUGUCUCAUAAGGGAGUUGUUCCAAAUACGGUUACUUACAACACUCUUAUUGAUGGGUUUUGCAAGAUGGGGAGAACACAAGAUGCGCAAAACUUGUUCUCUCAAAUGCAAGCUUGUGGCCAACUUCCAGGCAUUCAAACGUAUAAUAUUUUAUUGGAUGGCCUUUGUAAAAACCAACAAUUUCCCAAGGCAGUUGAAUUGUUGGAAGAGAUGGAGGGAAAGAAGUUGGAUUUUAACAUUGUAACUUAUAAUAUUCUUAUUGAAGGUUUGUGCAGAGCUGAAAAAGUUGAAUAUGCAUGGGAUCUCUUUUGUAGUUUAUCAUCAAAAGGAAUUCAACCUAAUGUCAGGACAUAUACUAUAAUGAUCAGUGGAUUUUGUAAUGGGGGACUGACAUGUGAAGCAGAAAAGUUGCUUAGAGAAAUGGAAGAGAGAGAUUGUUCUCCAAAUGAUUGCACGUACAACACAAUUAUCCGAGGGUUUAUCAGUAACUACGAGACAUCAAGGGCUAUGAGACUUAUUCAAGAAAUGGUGGUGAGGGGUUUUUCUGCAGAUGCAUCAACUAUGGAGUUGAUCGUUAAUUCACCCGCUAUGUUGGCAUUAAUAGAAAGAUCGUGAUGAAAUUGAUUUACAUCUUUGCAGUUUGGACAACUUUCGGUGCAUCCUUCCCUUGAAUGCUGCAUUGGAGAGAGUUGUUCCACUGCUGAGUCCAGUUCAUGUAGCCAUUUGAUUCACGCAUCACUUAGUGACGAAUGAUAUGUGCUAUUUUAAUUUAAUCUAUCAAGUGAUUGGGCAACUUUUCUGUUACUCUUCUUUUAAGAUGAUGAAAUCUGUUGGAGAAGCAGAGUAUAUGGACCGAUAUGAAAUUUGUAGACAUAUUUAUGGCUUGGUUUAACUUCUCGUUUGUUUUUUAUGUGAUAAUUCUGUCAAGGAUAUGAGUCGGACAGAAGAAGAAAUGGAGGAAAUGAUAGCUAUAGGAGGAGGACUGAACCCAUUUCUUAAAAUUCUGCACUUCCUCUAACACAUCUGAUCAAACAAGGCAUCCGAGUUCCAUCACAAAAGGAACAGUCUGUAUCCGCUCAAACGAUGCCCAAUGUGAUUUAACGAAGAAUAUACGAAUUCCAUCUUUGCUUAAACAUUUUUCUAUCUGCACUAUAAAAUAUUGAAAGAAGAGGGCCAUCUCUCGGUGUACAGAAGCCAACUUAACUUUGGUCAGUUGCUUUUGCUGACAUUUAUACUUGUUUGCAAUCAUCAAGGUCCUACGUGUAUUCUGUUGCCAGGGAGUGUGACAACGGAAAAAUUGACCCUAAGGAUUGUGCUGGAGUUAUACUAUGUACGGCUGAAAGAGCCACGCAGGUUGCUUUGCAGGCUACACAAUGUUUUGGUGGUAAUGGUUAUGUAAAUGAGUACCCAACUGGCCUGUCUCCUUCGCGAUGCCGAACUGUAUGAGAUCGGAGCUGGGAUAGUGAGAUCAGAAUGCACAUGUUCAAUUGCUGAGCUGAAAUGUGUGCAGCUCUCGCCUCUCGGGCACUGCAUUCAAGAUACACCCGGUGUUGCAGUCCGCCAUUUGAGUUUCUUUCACUCGCACAUUCCAGAAUGCAGAAUCAGGAAGAAGGAUCGUAGCAACUGGUGCAUCCAUGAUCAGAAAACGAGAAUCAGAGUGUUCUUCGGGUAAUAAAAACACUGAAAGUUCGGAAAUUUCUUUACUUUUUCACCUUUGCUGUAAAACCGUACUCUAUUUACCCGUGGUGGUAGCGAGGUUCAGCAGUCGUAGGCUCCGGACUCCGUUUCAUCUCUGUAAUUUUCAGUUAGAGACAGCAUAAUCUUUAAUGUUUGAACCAAAGUCAUGAAUAAAUCAUUGAUGUGGAGGGAAGCAUCCUAAAGAAACCCUACUAGAAA